AUGUUACAAGCUGUUGCUUUCUUCUCGCUUUUUCCUCGUUCUGCUUCUCUCCCCAGAGAACCACGAAAAACAAAACUGUUUUCUCCUGCUGCUAUUGGUCGUCGUGUCCGCCUCUGUGUGGCACCGCCACGUCGUUCUCGUGCUCGUCGUCUUCGUCCUGCGGGUGUCCGUCUUCGUCCUCCCUUGGCUCCUGCGUGGGCCCUCUUCUCCCUUGUCCUUUCCUGUUGUGGCUUCCCCUCGGAUGAAGGAGUCAGAAAAGCGAAAACGCUUUUCUGUCUCCAUCUCAACAUCCGAGGUGGAACGCCCAACUAA
Messenger RNA from Mucor mucedo, 312 nucleotides. RefSeq lists its product as uncharacterized. Lineage: Eukaryota; Fungi; Mucoromycota; Mucoromycetes; Mucorales; Mucoraceae. Bases 1 to 312 code for a protein of 103 amino acids. The transcript has 3 exons. The record is from RefSeq and is a predicted model, not a curated record.